AUGUCUAUGGAUAUUGACGAUGCGCCCGUGCCCAUCAGUGCACAGCAGCAGCAGCACUCUGGGGCGACCAUCCUCUGCUGUAACUGUGGUGCCGCCAUCGAUGGAACCACAGCAACCGGCGCGCUUUGCUACGACUGCGUCAAGCUGACCGUCGACAUUUCCCAGGGCGUCCAGCGUGAGGCGACACUACAUUUCUGCAAGGACUGCGACAGAUGGCUAUUACCGCCCGCCAGCUGGGUCACUGCCCUUCCCGAGUCCCGAGAACUGCUUGCGCUGUGUUUGAAGAGACUGAGGGGCUUGAACAAAGUGCGAAUCGUCGAUGCCAGCUUCAUUUGGACAGAACCACACUCGAGACGUAUCAAGAUGAAGCUCACCAUCCAGGAUGAGGUUCAGGAUGGCAUGCUCCUUCAACAGACCUUCGAGGUGGUGUUUGUUGUACACACCCAGCAGUGCCGAGACUGUCAAAAGUCUUUCACACCCGCUCACUGGCAGGCUUGCGUCCAGGUCCGACAAAAGGUCCUUCACAAGCGAACCUUCCUUUUCCUUGAACAGCUCAUUCUCAAACACAACGCCCACCGGGAUACGCUGAAUAUCAAAGAGGCCAAGGACGGCAUCGAUUUCUACUUUAGCGCCAGAAACCAGGGUGAAAAGUUUAUCGACUUCCUCAACUCAGUUGUCCCAGUAAAAGUAAAAUCAUCCCAAGAACUCAUUUCGAUGGAUAUCCACACCUCAAAGAAGUCAUACAAGUUCUCCUACUCGGCGGAACUUGUCCCAGUAUGCAAGGACGAUUUGGUGGCACUCCCGAUCAAGCUUGCAAAGCAAGCUGGAAAUAUUUCACCUCUCCUCCUGUGCUACAAGAUCGGCACUGCCGUUUAUCUCAUGGACCCGCAGACUUUGCAGACUACAGAAAUCGCCUCAUCGAUAUACUGGCGGGCCCCAUUUACAUCCCUCGUAGACUCUCAGGAGCUCGUUGAGUUUAUUGUCAUGGAUAUCGAGCCCACAGGUGUCCAGAAGGGCAAGCUGAGACUAGCCGAGGCUACAGUGGCUCGUGCCUCUGAUCUGGGCGUCAAUGAUAGAACCUAUUUCACAAGGACACACCUUGGCCACCUCUUACAACCUGGAGAUUCGGCCAUGGGCUACCUUCUUAGUGGUAGCGUUUUCAACAACCCUGAAUACGAGGCCAUUGAGCAAUCCAACACAUAUGGCUCAACCAUCCCCGAUGUCGUCCUCGUCAAGAAAUACUUCCCCCGUCGCCGCAAGAACCGCCGCCGCAACUGGAGACUCAAGCGCAUGAACAAGGAUGAAGGCGAGUUGCUUCCUAAGCAGGCUGACCAGGAUCGCAUGGACCGUGAGUAUGAGUUGUUCUUGCGCGAUGUAGAGGAGGACGACGAGCUCCGGGCCGCCCUGGCGCUAUACAAGCAGCAAAAACAGGAGGAGGAGAUGAGCAUGGCAGACACGGAGGCUGAGGAUGAUGACGCGCCACAAGUCAAUAUGGAGGAGCUGCUAGAUGACUUUGAUGAGCUAAAUAUGGACGACGCUUAG
This is a messenger RNA of Clonostachys rhizophaga, 1542 nucleotides long. NCBI's taxonomy places the organism in Eukaryota, Fungi, Ascomycota, Sordariomycetes, Hypocreales, Bionectriaceae. The record is from the annotation of a GenBank genome assembly.